Macadamia integrifolia is the source of this 1249-nucleotide messenger RNA. RefSeq names its product protein MIZU-KUSSEI 1. The coding region runs from base 36 to 782 and encodes 248 amino acids. The record is from RefSeq and is a predicted model, not a curated record. Lineage: Eukaryota; Viridiplantae; Streptophyta; Magnoliopsida; Proteales; Proteaceae. The transcript has a single exon. Gene Ontology annotation, biological process: hydrotropism.
CUCAUGGCUGCUUCCUAGUUCUGAAAGAACCAUUCAUGGGGGAGCCAAACCCUAGAGCCAACGCCGACGACACGUCAGGAAAAUUGGCAAACCCACCAGCCACUCCACCACCUCCACCACCUCCCCGUCCGGUAUCUCUACUCCAACCAUCCCAGAAAAAGAAACAGAAGUCCAAGGUCUUUCGUGCCUUCCGCUCUGUCUUCCGUUCUUUUCCAAUCUUAACUCCUGUCUGUAAGUUCCCUACACUCUCAGGCGGCUUACCAGAUCACACCCACCGCGGCACCUCCUCCGGUAAUCGUAUCACUGGCACGUUAUUUGGAUACCGUAAAGGUCGUGUAAGCCUUUCCAUGCAAGAGAACUCAAGGUGUCUACCAGCGUUGGUGGUGGAGCUGGCCAUGCAAACCAGUGUGCUUCAGAAGGAGAUGGCUUCUGGAAUGGUUAGAAUUGCACUUGAAUGUGAGAAGAGAUCAGAGAAGGACAAGAUGAAGCUUCUUAAUGAGCCCUUAUGGACCAUGUAUUGUAAUGGCAAGAAGAGUGGUUAUGGGGUCAAGAGGGAAGCAAGUGCUGAGGAUUUAAACAUCAUGGAGCUCCUCAAGGCUGUGUCGAUGGGUGCUGGCGUUUUGCCUGGGAACUCAGAGGUUGAGGGCCCAGAUGGGGAAUUGGCUUACAUGAGAGCUCAUUUUGAACAUGUUGUGGGCUCUAGGGACUCUGAGACGCUUUACAUGUUGAGCCCAGAAGGGAAUAAUGGGCCUGAGCUCAGCAUAUUCUUUGUAAGGAUCUGAUCAGAUUGACAAUUCUUUUGUGAAGCUUUGAUCUUACAUCGACGUGGUGUGUCGUAGCGUGCAUUACCGUCGUGCACGUUACCUACUGGUGGAUCAUCACGGCACGUGUGGAGGAUAUUCUGUCAAAGAGGUGGGUAGAUUGGCAAACCAAAAGGACCAUACAUUACAAGGUGGGAUUAGUGUGUCUAGUUAGAUUAUAGAAUUGAGGGGCAGGGGAGGAUAGAGAGUUUGAUGGCUUAGGGCAUCCUAUCAGGAGUAUCAGAUUAGGGUUUAGAUUUUUUUUUUUAAAUUAAUUAAUUUAUUUAUUUAUUUUCCUUUUCAUUGGUUUUGGGUUCCUUUAAAUGAAGACAAUAAUUUUUUUUUUCUUUCUCCCUUUUUCUGUACCCAGUACUCACUAAUGGAAAAUGAUAGGGAAUAUUGGUAGCUAGCUUUAUAGUUCUCAUGUGUAAUUGUAUGAGCCUGCAAUC